Messenger RNA from Lycium ferocissimum, 3180 nucleotides. Its product is annotated as protein WHAT'S THIS FACTOR 9, mitochondrial-like. Gene Ontology annotation, molecular function: RNA binding. The record is from RefSeq and is a predicted model, not a curated record. NCBI's taxonomy places the organism in Eukaryota, Viridiplantae, Streptophyta, Magnoliopsida, Solanales, Solanaceae. Bases 158 to 1432 code for a protein of 424 amino acids. The transcript has 5 exons.
UUGAGGAUUCACUUUUUAAGCCAUAGUCCAUUUCAAAGAGGAUUUUAAAUACACGUUCAUUAAUAAUCCCCUUGUGCAAAACCCACUGUCCAGUUCCAAUCGCAAACCAAAUGCAACAGAAUUUUCUCACUCACAAGUCACAAGCACAAACCCACAUAUGAAUUUGUUAGAAAAAUCUCUAUUCUCAACCCUAAAAUCCAUAGCCACCCAAAACCUUUAUUACAAUCUUCAGCAACAUAGAAGCAUAGUAAAAGUCCGUUUAAAAUGGGUGAAAAACAGAGGUUUAGACCACAUUAUCGAUGUCCAAACAGAUCUUAAAGCAGCUUGUUUACUAAAUGACGCUAUUCUCCGCUCUCCAGUUGGUUAUCUUACUGCUAAGUCACUUAAUGACUCCCAAAAACUACUUGGACUUACAGUUCCUACACUUAGAUUCAUUCGAAGAUACCCAACUCUUUUUGAAGAGUUUCCUCACCCAAAGUACCAAUCUUUGCCUUGUUUUAAGCUUACCCAUAUUGCUAAAAUUCUUCAUGAUCAAGAAUUGAAGGUGUUUGAAGAUAACGAGAGUGAUUUGGUUGAAAGGCUUUCAAAAGUUCUUAUGAUGACUACCAACAAAAUGGUGGCGCUGCAAUCAUUACGUCCUUUGAAAUGGGAUUUAGGAUUGCCUGAUGAUUUUGAUAAGAAAUUAAUUACAAAAUUUCCAGAUCAUUUUAGGAUAGUUAAGGGAACAAAUGGAUUGGCUUGCUUAAAGCUUGUUCAGUGGCCAGAAAAAUAUGCCGUCUCUGAGUUGCAAAAGAUGAAUGAGAAGGGCACAACAGACGAUAGCAGCCCUCCGGGGUAUAGGGAAUUUAAAAGAGGCAAAGCUGCAUUAGAAUUCCCCAUGAGUUUCCCAAGGGGAUAUGGAGCACAGAAGAAGGUCAAGGCGUGGAUGGAUGAGUUUCAGAAGCUGCCUUACAUCUCACCGUAUGAGGAUUCAAGGGGAAUCGACCCCAAUAGUGAUCUUAUGGAAAAGAGAGUAGUUGGGGUUUUACAUGAGUUCUUGAGCUUGACACUAUACAAGAAAACAAAGAGAAAUUACUUGAGGAGCCUGAGAGAGGAAUUAAAUCUUCCACAUAGAUUUACUCGAAUAUUUACUAGGUAUCCAGGAAUAUUUUACCUCUCACUCAAGUGCAAGACAACGACUGUGGCAUUGAGAGAGGGGUACCGUCGUGGGAGACUUGUAAAUCCACAUCCUCUAACACGCCACAGGGAUAAGUUUCAUCAUGUUAUGAGGACUGGGUUAAUUUACCGAAGCAAAGGAGUGGACAUUUUGCCUCAGCUGGACAAUGUGGUUGAUGAAGAAGAGACUGAAUUGACUGAUGAAGAAGAAGAGAUUGAAUUGACUGAUGAAUGCGAUGGAACUUCUGAUGCAGAGACAGGUAGUGAUGAAGACUAGCAUCCCCUUAACAUAGGGAACUUCAGUUCCCGGAAAUAAUACAAAGCUCUUGAGGAGCAACCAUUUUAUGUCACGCUUGGCACCCUAUUAAGUGGAUUAGGAUGCAACAAUAUCCCAUAUUUCCAGAACAGAGUGGAACUGUUUACUAUAAGUGGUAUUCCCUCCGGGAAAAAUUAUAAGAUAUCUACACCUUGUCCUUUGUGGUAUACUAAGAUUAAAAAAAAAGUUUUUCUUUUUUUGAAGUGGUAAGAUAUGCAAAGAUCAAAUUCUCAUGAAUAACUAUACUUUUGAAUUUAGCAUUAUUUUUCUUUUAGACAGUGAUUUUGUUAUGAUGUAGAUUUCUAUUGAUAGAAGUUGGCAGGAUUUGGCAGUUUACCUAGUAUUUUUUUUUUUUGAAAAGAAACUGUUUUCUGGUUUUUAUUUUAAUCUGGACUGAAGAUCAAUGUUGUUCUUUUUGUGCAAUUGAAUUAGAAAUCCGUGUCUUCUCUUUUCGGAAAGGACAACAUGUGCCUUUCUUAGACAAAGAUUAGGCAUGAAGGUUAUAUUGUUACUGACAUCACCCUUGUUCAGGAAUACCAAAUUCUUAAUAUGUUGUGAAAUCUUAUGAUUUAAACAAAAUGUGAUGAGUAAAAGUAGUAUUUUUUCUUAUAAUGGUAUAAAGUCUUUUAUUCAUAAACAGUACCAAAAAUGACAAGAGCUGGGCUUGUCAAGAUUUUGUAACAAAAGACUCUAACAAGUCCAAAGGUCUGACAUAUCAGUAGCAAAAGACCCACUGUCCCAGAACAACAAAUUAUGAAUACAUUUAAGUAUCAUAACAGCUGUCCACUUCCUUGUUCCUUCCUCCCAUCAAAGCAUCUUCUCCCUCUUUCAGCUUAUUGUCAUAAGGGAACUCUGCUGCUUCUUUUGUCUCUUGUCAAUUCUGUGUUUGCCAAAUGUUUUGUAGCCCUCUGAUGCUUGAUGGCAUUACCCAGUGAACUCUAAAGUCUAAAUGCAUAACAUAAAGACCAAAUCUGCCAUAAGAAACUACAAUGCAGUUGCAAAUGAUCCAAUACAUUCUCCCAUAGAAAACACAUGUUGCAUAGUGUUAUCCUCAGUUUUGUAGCCUAUCCUGUGUUGAGCAAGCUCCAUCGGCAACAAGCCACCCAAAGCAAGACAACUUUGGGUUGGAGCUUUUGUCUUCCACACCAUUUUUCAAGUCUAUUCCUUUUCAUAUUCCACUGUACGUUUCUGUCACCUCUCUGAUACAUGAAUUAGAGAAUGCAGAUGGUUGCCGAAACAGAGAAUGCAGAUGGUUAAUGGCCAUGUCAGCUGAAGGGCGCUGCACAUGAUGCUGACAAAAUUUUCUUGGCUGCAAUUGAUAUGUUUGACGCUAUGAUGUCUAGAGGCAACAUAUAUGCACCUGAUGCGAAGGAGAAUAGCAGAGUUCUCAUUUGGACAGCAUUGCAGCACAGAUCUCAACAAGAGAAGGUGAAGUUAUUGCAGCAGGCUCAGAGGUUAUGUGAAGAUGCCCCUUCUGAUAACCUUCAAGUACUGGUAUAGAUAGUCAGAUGAUGAAUGUUAGUGAUCCCUAUUUGAUAAUAUCAAGUCCUUGCAUAAGGCAAGCUUACGCAUGUACCAUUACUCGAGCUACCUUUUUUUUAUAUUACUAAACUGUAAACUACCUGCUCUACUUAGUCAAUUGACUCAAUUCUACUGUGUAUCCUUGUAAUUUACCCCAAUUAAUUGGAAAAGGAAACCCUAUAAAUCAA